ACCCGAACAGUUGCAGUUCGAGCGCCGAUCGUGCCGGUUGUGGAUCGCUUUUCCGUUCGUCUUGGAUUUUCUUUGGGGGAAAUACUUAGUUAAGCAAAGCCAAGCGGCAUCGAAAUAAAUCUUGUGCGUGAUCCAAAAAUAACACCGUGAAACUAUCUGCAAAAGGGGGACAAAAACAGAACGCGUGCCAAGUGCUCGAGUAAAAAUGUUUACGCGAAGAAGGCAUCCAAGUUAAUCAGUUCGAAGAAAACUUGCCGCAAAGUGAUUUAUUUUCAGUGUGGUGCAAUCGUUUGUGAAUGAAAAACAAUCGAAAAUAAAUAUCUUUUCUGCACAUCCGCUGAAAGUGACAAACGUAAAUAAUAAAACCAGCUGAGUCCCUCUGCGUCCAUUGCCAAAAUAAUUUGCGCAUUUUCGGACCAGAUCAAAGAUAUAACAAAUCAACCGCCAAUUGUGUUUUUCUUUCGGCAUACAAAGUUCGGACGCACAAAAGCCGGAUAAAGUUUUGUAGCCAAAUGAAAUGAAAUACGGCAAUGGGAGUGGGAUAGGACGUGAAACUAAGCGAACUGGACAAAGGAGCCUGCCUGCUAAACAUUGCAAGUAAAUAAGCUGGCGAAACUAUUUAAGGCGCUCAAAGCGAGUCCAUGUAAAUACGGAGCGUCGGAAAAAUGUGAGCCACUCGGUUGGACAUCUAAACAGGAGGGAAACCAAAAAGAAAAAAGUACAAUUAACAAAACAGGAAAACUGGGGAGCAGGCUAAGACAAACACGAAACACAAGCGGAAUGUGAAAAGUUUUUGGCCAAAACACACUGUAGGGCCGAAAUUAAUAUUGAAAAUAGUGGGCGAAAACCAAACGGAAGAGCCGAAUCCUCCGAACGGAAGACAAAGCCAUGAAGUUUCGUUCGGCAGCAUUUUGGCUAUUUCUGCUGACAGUUGGUGGCAAUCACAUGCAAUUAAGCCCCGGUGGCUGCUGGGGCGUGGCAGCAGAAAUCGCCCAGAAUGCAGCCAGCGAGUUUCACCAGGGAAAUGAGCUGGAAAAUUCACUAAAAUUGCGUGCGACCCCAAAGCAAACGCGGGUUGUCGGCGACAUCACAACGACAUCGACGGAUGCCACUGCCGCCAAAUCAAUUGGCCAUCAGCCGAUGCGACGUGCCAAGGCCACCUCCUCCGGCCAGAAUUUGGAGCAUCAUUUCAGGCAGAGUGUGGUUCAGCUUUUUGACAGCGACGAGCGGCAAGAGUCCAGUGAAGCAGCAAUAACCGACUUCGGUGACGAUGACGGCGCCACGGCCACAAAUUCAGCCGCGAACUCGGCAGAAGCCACAACCACACAUCAUCCCGAACGACGACAUGUGGUGCCCGACAAGCUUCAAUACACCAAGGAGAUUCAGGUGAAGCAGGGUCGGCUCAUGGGAAUUACCCGUCGCUUCCAGGUCACGAGUGGGCUGCGCCACGUCGACCAGUUCCUGGGGUUGCCUUAUGCAGAGGCUCCUACCGGAAACCGACGCUUCAUGCCACCAGGUGCUCCCUUGCCUUGGCAAGGCUUGAAGAUAGCUCGCCACCUUCCGCCGGUAUGCCCACAAAAGUUGCCGGACCUGUCGCCACAUGGAAGUAAGAACAUGUCCCGGGGUCGCUUCAGACACCUGACCCGUCUAUUUCCUUACUUGCGAGUGGAAAGUGAGGACUGUCUGUACCUGAAUUUAUAUGUGCCACAUGAAGAGACCCAAAGUACACCAAAAAAAUAUGCAGUUCUGGUUUAUUUACAUGGCGAGUCCUUUGAGUGGAACAGUGGCAAUCCCUACGAUGGUUCCGUUUUGGCCAGUUAUGGUGAAGUGAUUGUAGUCACUGUCAAUUACCGUUUAGGUGUGCUGGGUUUCCUGCGCCCCAGCAUCGACGCCCACAAUAUUGCCAACUACGCUCUGUUGGAUCAGAUUGCGGCUCUCCAUUGGAUUAAGGAGAACAUAGACGCCUUCGGCGGAGACAACUCGCGGGUCACGCUGAUGGGUCACAGCACUGGAGCGGCAUGUGUCAAUUAUCUAAUGGUGUCGCCGGUGGCCUCAGGCCUCUUCCACCGCGCCAUCCUUAUGUCCGGGUCGGCCAUGUCCGACUGGGCCGCCAGCAAUCAGUCCUUGCAAUUGACCAUGCAAAUCGCCCACGCCCUCGACUGCCCCCUCCACGAGCAUGUGGAGGCGGAGGACGAUGAUGUUCUGCUGGAUUGUUUGCGCCAUCGACGCUACCAGGAUAUCUUGCACAUACCAACAGCGCUCACACAAUUUUCAACAUCAUUGGGUCCAAUUGUCGAUGGACAUGUAAUACCAAAUCAACCGUACAAGGUCAUGGGGCAUUAUACGGAGCACUUCAGCCGUUAUGAUUUAUUAUUCGGCAUCACGGAGUCAGAAUCCUAUCACACACUGGCCGCAUUAGCACUCGAGGAAGGAUUACGUGAAAAUGAACGCGAUAAUUUAUUGCGCUUCUAUAUGCAGAGCCGCUUUGAUGUACGCCCCGAUUUGGCAUUGGCUGCCACGCUGAAGAAAUACCAGGACAUGUACAACAAUCCGAUUAAGGCCACUAAUUUGGAGCACCGUGACGUGGUGCUGGACAUUCUGUCCGAUGCCCGAGUGGUGGGGCCGCUCCUGCAGACGGGAACGUUCCACGCGGAUGUCAAUCGGCGCAAUUAUAUGUACGUAUUCGGCCAUAACAGCGCAACUGGACCUUAUGCCCACCUACCGCACAGCAUUAUGGGCGAGGAAUUGGCGUUCAUCUUCGGGGCACCUCUGGCGCCCGCCGGUCCCUUUCCCAGCAACAACUACACGGUGCAGGAAAAGCUGCUUUCCGAGGCGGUAAUGGCAUAUUGGACGAAUUUCGCAAAGACUGGUAAUCCCAAGGCGCCAUGGAAGGGAACCUUUCUGAAUUCACAUGCCCUCGAGUGGGAUCGCUAUGAUUUGGACUGGCCGGAGUUUAACAGAAAGUCUCAGGCUUACUUAAAUAUAGGGAUUCCUCCAACUGUGGGCUUCAAGUACCGGCAAAUCUAUAUGAAUUUCUGGAACAAAGAACUGCCGGACGAAAUCAACCAAAUAGCUGCUAUUCAAGAACAAUUGCAUAGUCCUAGCCACGAAGUCAUCACUGGCCACAUGAGCAAGUAUGGCCCACGAGAUCAUGACUCCGAGGAUCCAGUCAGAGUCCUUAAACAGCUUCUGCAGGAGCCCACCUUAGCCGGUCCGGAGUCCACGGAAACAGCAGCGGAAAAUAUGUACAAUGCCCCUCCAACUUUUGGGAACGUUCAUAAGAUACAGAGCGGAAGCGAUUUUGAAUUGAUAACUCCACCGAAUUCAUACGAUAAUGGGGAAGAUCAGCAAAGAUCAGAGUCCCCAGAAACGGUAGCCAAGUCGGAGAUAACACUUCAGCUGCUAAUUGCCUUGAUUGCUAUAAUAAUUGCUUUAAAUGUGAUCAUCUAUGGCACCUUUUGGUUGCGCCAGCGAAGAAGAAGGGCCAAGGCCUUGCCCUUCCCAGGUCCCAAGCUGGGUGGACACAUUCUCAGUUACGAUGGCGCCAACGAUGAGGAGCUGAAACGCUGCAGUAAGUCCCGCGAUGGCGACGACAGCUUUGUCCUGGAAGUGACAAGAAAAUCCAACACUUACGAAGCCAUCAAAACAGGUCAAAGGUCGUUGAGUUGCUCCACUGUGGAUACCCAUACGAAAGUGUGUGAGUGGAUGUCGGGACAGGAGGCGCCCAAGGCUGGAAGUUUUGCCACAUCUACACCCCCGCCCCAUCAGCCCAUGUUGGCGGAUGGCAGGCUCAUCAUUUGCCAGGACAUCGAGGUGGCCGACGCAGCUCUACUCAUUCCACAACACAUGCACGAGCCACAGCACUACGAGAUGCUGCUCCAGCGCCAGCAUUCGGCUCUUACGGAGCCCAGCGAGGAUGUCCUGCAGCCACAGUUUUCCACACGAAGCCACGCCCACUCCCACUCGGAUCCGGUGGACAUGAUCUUGGCCGCCGAUGAACAGAUCACAAGUUUUGUACACGCCGACGAUGUGGAUAUAAAUGUGACAAGUAGGGAUGAUCCAGGAGUCCUGGAAAUUAUACCACUAACAGCCGCACAGCAACUAGAACUGUUGCGGCAACGCAACUACCCAAAGGUCCUGCCUACGGAGCAGGAAUUCUUGGACACUACAUACAAGAGGAACUCGUUGCCACCGCAGAAUUAUUAUGCUCCCCAGCCGCCGCCCAGGACCAUUAGCAAUACCUUGGGUCGCCGGCGAAGAGAUAGUAGCAACGUGACCACCUCGCCCCUCCAACUGGCCAAAGACAAUGGCGCGGAUGACGAGGACAGCCUGCGGGAGCCGCAAAUCACGCAAAAUACUCUGAUAGUGGGACCCAUUGUGCCCAAGUCGCCGGCCACAUCGUUAAAGAGGCGCAAGGAUAAGGAGCCCUUGGCGUCGGCCAUGACGGCGUUGAGCGGAUCCUUCCAGUCCUUCGAGUCUGUGCCUCCGGCUCAUGAGACCACACCACCGCAGGGCGAGCGCACCGAGUGCAUUUAUGCCAUUGAAGCCACCCCCAGCUCUCCAGCCACUCCCAUGAGUCCUGGAAGUUGCAGCUGGUCGGCACCCAAUGGCGAUUUAUAUGCUCAGCCCAUGAAAUCGCCCUCAAGGACCUCGCUCAUCCCACGCCCCACCCACUCGGUGCCGGUUGCUACCUUACAGGCUCCGCCAACGGGUGAUGGUGUCCCAGGGGCUACACCAAGCCGCAUUCCCCAACUGCAACGUCAGGCUUCCGGUAAGGAUUUGCAGGCAACGUUGCAGGCCGCAUUGACGGAAAACACCGCAAAUCCCUCGGGAUGCCAGCAACGAACUGAUUCCACAAUAUCGUCGGGCUCGUCGGCAUCCAAUGACUCAUCCACCGGCUCAUCCACAGGAUCCUCGUCAUCGUCGUCCACCGGAACCGUACGCACCGAACUGCAGCAGUUCCAGCCGCUGCCCGGCCGAAGUAUUACAACCAAUAUAUAGAGGAACUU
Drosophila bipectinata is the source of this 5009-nucleotide messenger RNA. It is a transcript of the gene Nlg1, whose product is annotated as Neuroligin 1. The record is from RefSeq and is a predicted model, not a curated record. Lineage: Eukaryota; Metazoa; Arthropoda; Insecta; Diptera; Drosophilidae. Gene Ontology annotation, molecular function: neurexin family protein binding; signaling receptor activity. Gene Ontology annotation, cellular component: cell surface; plasma membrane; synapse. Gene Ontology annotation, biological process: presynaptic membrane assembly; postsynaptic membrane assembly; chemical synaptic transmission.